GCAUUGGACGUCUUUGAACGCGCCUCAACGCCAGCCAGGUAUUGCGGCAUUGUUCCUUCUGGCGCCCUCUGUACACGCCCAUACUAUGACGAGCAGCGUCGCGGGUAUUUCCUAUCGUCCCAAUGCAGUGCUACACUGAAUUAGCCCCGCCCACGGCUGUGAGCCAUGCCAUCAGCCUCCCCUUCAUUUCGUCUCGGGCGCACAAUCUCGUCGUCGCAAAGAACGCACUGCUCCAGAUCUUUGAGCUCAAGUCUACCACCACCGAGGUGACGCCUGACGGAGACAACGAGGCGGACAAUGCGGCGGCAAACUUGGACACAGAGUCCGCCGACGUGCAAUUCCAGCGCACUGAGAACACGGCCAAGCUGGUGCUAGUGGGCGAGUUCCCUCUGGCUGGCACAGUUAUAUCGCUCGCUCGUGUAAAGGCACUCAACACAAAGUCGAGGGGCGAGGCGCUGCUUGUGGCAUUUCGGGACGCAAAGCUGAGCUUGGUCGAAUGGGAUCCCGAGACGUACAAUCUCCAUACAAUAUCAAUACACUACUAUGAGAACCCAGACUUGCCCGGCAUUGCCCCCUGGUCCGCUGAUCUCAAAGACACAUACAACUUCUUGACGGCAGAUCCCAGCAGUAGAUGCGCCGCCCUCAAGUUUGGCACCCACAAUCUCGCCAUUCUGCCCUUCAGACAGCGUGAUCUGGUUGAGGACGAGUAUGAUUCCGACCUCGAGGGCGCAAAAGAGGGCAAACCCGGACAAGCAAAUGGGACGAAUGGCGAAGAUGUGCAUAAGACGCCCUACUCGUCUUCCUUCGUGCUACCCCUUACGAACCUCGACCCUACCCUGACACAUCCCGUACAUCUUGCCUUUCUACACGAAUAUCGCGAACCAACAUUUGGCAUCGUCGCUGCAUCGCAAGCAACCGCCCCGUCACUCCUCGCCCACCGAAAAGACAUCCUUACAUACUCCGUCUUCACCCUCGACCUCGAACAAAAGGCCUCCACAACACUGCUGUCAGUAUCAGGACUGCCCUACGACAUUUCACGAGUAGUGCCAUUACCACACCCGAUCGGGGGAGCACUACUUAUCGGCGGUAAUGAGAUCAUACAUGUCGACCAGGGAGGCAAGACAAACGGCGUGGCUGUCAACGAGUUUGCGAGGGCUUGCACAUCGUUCCCACUCAGCGACCAGUCAGAUCUGGCUUUGCACCUUGAGGGAUGCAACAUCGAGCUCCUAUCUCAAGAUACAGGAGAUGCCCUGAUUGUGCUGAAUGACGGAAGAGUCCUCAUUUUGACUUUCACACUAGACGGUCGUACCGUGUCGGGCAUGACAGUACAAACAGUCGCCGAAGACCAUGGUGGCCAAGCCCUCAAAGCACGCGCAUCGUGCACUAGCAAUCUGGGCCGUGGGAGAUUGUUCAUUGGUAGCGAAGACGGGGAGUCUGUAAUACUAGGUUGGACCAGUUCUUCCACUCAGCUACGACGGAAGCAGUCCAACGUUGACCUGGAUGGGGACGACGAUGUCUCGGAUGAGGACGAGGAGGAAGUUGAUGACUUGGAUGACGACCUCUAUAACGAUACAGCACCCACUGUCAAGAAGAUCACAGCCGCCGCGUCAGAGCCCACCGCUCCUGGCACGUAUACCUUUAGGAUACACGAUAUAUUACCAAGUAUAGCACCAAUACGGGAUGCUAUCUUACAUCCGGGCAAGGAUACUGCAUCCUUGAAUAAGGGCGAGAUUAUGCUUUCAACUGGUCGGGCAGCAGCCGGAGCCAUUACUUCUCUGAACCGCGAAUUGCAUCCUGUCGGCCUAGCACAGUCUGAACUCGAAUCUGCACGAGGCAUAUGGGCUGUCCAUGCCAGAAAACAGGCUCCGGGGGGUGUCACUACCGCGUUUGGUGAAGAUACCGAAGCAAAUAUGGCAUCCGAUGUCGACUAUGACCAAUAUCUUGUAGUCAGUAAAGCGGGCGAGGAUGGUACCGAAAGUACGGUCGUCUACGAAGUCACGGGGAAUGAGCUUUCAGAAACAGACAAGGGAGACUUUGAACGGGAAGAAGGCUCAACGCUCUUUGUAGGCGUACUAGCUGCAGGGACCAAAGUUGUGCAAGUCAUGCAGACUGAAGUCCGGACAUAUGAUUCAGAACUGAAUAUGGAUCAAAUUCUCCCAAUGGAGGACGAAGAAAAUGGCAAUGAGCUGCGCGUCAUCAACGCUAGUUUCGCAGACCCAUACCUCUUAAUUCUGCGAGAAGACUCGAGUGUUAAGAUUCUUAAAGCCACCGGUGAUGGAGAGCUCGAAGAUGUAGAGGCUAGUGGCUUCUCUUCGACUCAAUGGCUGUCCGCAAGCCUAUUCAAGUCAGCUACCUUCACGGAGGUUUUCGCGUUCCUUUUGACCCCAGAAGGAGGCCUCCACGUCUUUGCGAUGUCAGAACUAGAAAAGCCUUGCUACGUUGCUGAAGCUUUAGGUUUCCUCCCGCCUUUACUCACAGUGGACUAUGUGCCCAGACGGAGCGCAGCGAAAGCGACUAUUACGGAAAUUCUAGCCGCUGAUCUCGGCGAUGCGACAUCUAAAGCUCCACAUCUCAUCAUCCGUACUUCCACCGAUGAUCUCGUUAUCUACAAAGCGUUCCAUUGCCCAUCUCGAGCAUCGUCCGACUUAUGGACGAAAAACUUACGAUGGGUGAAACUCUCCCAGCAGCAUGUUCCAAGAUAUGCAGAUGAGGCGGGUUCCGAAGACAGCGGCUUCGAAAGCACAUUGCUAGCACUGGACAACGUCUGCGGCUACAGCACCGUUUUCCAAAGAGGAACAUCGCCAGCUUUCAUCCUCAAGGAAUCAUCAAGUGCACCGCGUGUAAUAGGACUCAGUGGUAGACAUGUCAAAGGCCUCACCUCUUUCCAUACUUCCUCCUGCCAACGCGGAUUCGCGUAUCUCGAUUCUAACGAUACUCUCCGCAUAUCUCAGCUUCCCGCCCAGACACAUUACGGCCACCUAGGCUGGGCGGCACGGAGAAUGCCAAUGGACUCGGAGGUCCAUGCCCUUGCUUACCACUCGGCAGGGCUAUACAUCAUUGGUACGGGUCAGCUCGAGGAGUAUACCCUCAAUCCGGAGGAAACCUACCACUAUGAGUUACCUAAGGAAGAUCUCACUUUCAAGCCACAUAUUGAGCGUGGUAUCAUAAAGCUGAUGGAUGAGAAAUCAUGGACAAUCAUCGACACACAUUCCCUCGACCCUCAAGAGGUGGUGCUCUGCAUCAAGACGCUAAACUUGGAGGUUUCAGAGACGACACACGAACGCAAAGAUCUCAUCGCAAUUGGAACUUCCAUAGUGCACGGUGAAGAUCUUGCAACAAAGGGUCGCAUCCGCAUCUUCGAGGUCAUCACUGUGGUACCAGAGCCUGAUCGUCCAGAGACAAACAAGCGCCUAAAGCUCGUUGUUAAAGACGAAGUCAAAGGCGCAGUAUCCGCCAUCUCGGAACUCGGGACACAAGGCUUCUUGAUCAUGGCCCAAGGGCAAAAAUGCAUGGUGCGAGGCCUCAAGGAGGAUGGCACUCUGCUCCCUGUUGCCUUUAUGGAUAUGCAAUGCUAUGUUACGACGCUCAAGUCACUGCCUAACACGGGGAUGUUGUUGAUGGGCGAUGGGUUCAAGGGAGUAUGGUUUACUGGGUAUACGGAAGAGCCCUAUAAGAUGGCGCUCUUUGGUCGCAGCAAGCACCACCUCGAAUGUAUGGCUGUCGACUUUAUGCCGUUCGAGCAGCAGCUACACAUCAUUGUUGCUGAUGCAGAUAUGAAUCUGCAAGUCUUGCAGUUCGACCCUGACAAUCCAAAAUCCCAAGCUGGGUCCCGCCUCCUCCACAAGUCCACCUUCCACACAGGCCACUUCCCGGCGUCAAUGCACCUCCUACAAUCCUCUCUCAAUAUGCCAUCAGCUUCAGAAUUCGGCGCUGCGACUGACGCCUUCGCCAUGGACACGACCGAAGACGGCCCACCCCAACCUCUCCACCAAGUCCUAUGCACCUCUCAGUCCGGUACCUUAGCUCUUAUCACACCGCUAUCCGAAUCAAGUUAUAGACGCCUAAGCAAUUUAUCAGCAUAUCUAGCGAACACAUUGGACAGCGCGUGUGGCUUGAAUCCAAAGGCCUUCCGAUCCGGCGACAUCGUGGAAGGCGGGUGGGACGCUGGUAUCAGUGCUCGGGGUAUGCUAGAUGGCAACUUACUCAUGAGAUGGGGCGAACUCGGCGAGCAGAGGCGGAGGGAGGGACUCGGGAAGUAUGGUGGUGAUGAGUGGUUGUUCUGGGGCGAGAGAGAAGUGCUGGCAGGUUGGGGUCUGUUUGGGAAGAGGGGGCAGUAGCAGGAUAUGUGUCAUGGUCAAGGAAGCUUGGUCUAGUCGGAGGUUGUGGAAUACAGGCCGUCUUGGACGAAGUCAUGCAUCGCCUUACCCUUUGUUCUCCACGAGACUGUGAAUUCCUGUGCGCGCGUUUCUAAGAUAAGCUGCAUAUGUUAUCUGCUUUGAUAGAAUGUCACUGCAGGCCGUAGUGGUGAAUGGUAAGUGAUCCCCUAAGUUACCAAG
Molecule: messenger RNA, 4556 nt
Organism: Cucurbitaria berberidis CBS 394.84
Lineage: Eukaryota; Fungi; Ascomycota; Dothideomycetes; Pleosporales; Cucurbitariaceae
Exons: 5
Coding region: 123-4337 (1404 amino acids)
Cellular component (GO): mRNA cleavage and polyadenylation specificity factor complex; nucleus
Molecular function (GO): protein binding; nucleic acid binding
Source: RefSeq, a predicted model, not a curated record